This is a messenger RNA of Colletotrichum phormii, 1413 nucleotides long. RefSeq names its product ankyrin repeat-containing domain protein. Bases 1 to 1413 code for a protein of 470 amino acids. NCBI's taxonomy places the organism in Eukaryota, Fungi, Ascomycota, Sordariomycetes, Glomerellales, Glomerellaceae. Gene Ontology annotation, molecular function: protein binding. The record is from RefSeq and is a predicted model, not a curated record. The transcript has a single exon.
AUGACCCCCCGGGAAUGCUUGCGUUUAGUUCUCAGGGUAGGUGUUGACACCAAUCCCUCCUAUUACCGAAGGAGAAUUGGAACCACUCUCCUCCGACGAGCAACAAGCGACGGACGAAAAGAUGCCGUGAUGCUACUGCUUGAGAAUGGCGCCGAAGUCAACGCCCAGUUCGAAGAAGGUGAAACGCCGUUGGAGAUAGCCUCGCGUAACGGACGCAGAGACAUUGUAUCAAUGCUGCUCACAAAGGGCGCAGAUCCAAACGUCCACUGCGGAGAGUCCAGUGCACUCGAAGAGGCCUGCGCACAAGGAGGAAACGGGGAUCUAGUGGACCUGCUAUUGAAGAAUGGUGCCGACGUCAACGCCGAGAGUGAGAGGUACGGAACGGCACUAAUUGCCGCGUCGAGAAAUGGCCAUCUGGCAGUAGUCAAAACGCUGCUCGAGAAUGGUGCUUGCAUCAGUUUUCGACACAAGGGAUACGGAACCGCGCUUCAGGCAGCAGCGUCGCAUGGUCAUUUCAACAUCGUGGAAUUGCUCCUCACGAAGGGCGCAGAUGUAAACUCUGAGCCCGGGUAUUACUAUUUCGGAACGCCAGUUCAAGAGGUAUUGAGGCAAGGCCACUUGGAUAUUGCCAACCUAUUGAUCGACAAUGGGUCUAUUGAAGCUUUCCAUGGCCGUGAAUAUGACGAAACCCUUCUACAAGUGAUUCAGAAAGGUCGCUUGGAUAUCGUCAAUUUUCUGUUGAAACACGGGGCCGAUGUGGACUACAGCAGCGUGUGGGACGGCACAGCACUUCACCAAGCGGCAUCCUAUGGGAACCUUGAAAUUGCGAAACUGCUAUUGGAAAAUGGUGAAGAUGCAAACAUUCCAUUUGAAAAAUAUGGAACUGCACUGCAGGCUUCUCUGAUCUGGCGGCAGGAACGUGUCGCCGACUUACUUCUCAAAGUGACGACGAACGUGAACGAAAAGGGCACGUAUGGGUCGGCCCUCCAACUAGCAGUUUCUCAUGGAUAUGCAACAAUGACCAAGACACUGCUUGAAAAGGGAAUAGACCCAAACGCACAUGAACAUCGAGGACGGUGGAUCCCUAUUGAAACAUCGGUUGAGCAUCGAUAUCCCAGAGAUUACCGUUACUGGCCCGGCCCAGCCAGCUCAUCCGUUGAGCGUUUAGAGGGACUAGACUCAGAGAUGCGGUUCGAACCAGAGAAGAACCCCGCUUGGAGAAGAAUUUGGCCACCACUGCACGAGGCCAUCGUACAGGGCCAUGAGGCUAUUGUAGAGCUGCUGCUUGACCACGGAGCCGACAAAAGCCUUUGCCACGCAGAGUACGAGAAUGCUUUGGAGGCAGCGAUAGACCAUGGCAGAGAUGGUCUCGUCGAGCAAGUGAGCCAAGACACCACAGACGUAGUGGGCUAG